AUGGCACCCUCCGAGGAGUCUAUCCUGAGCAACUUUCUGCUUGUCCCAGCUUCACUGCCCACAGUUUUGUCAUUGCAGAAAUUUACAGAGCUAUUUCCUAAGCGUCUGAGAAAUCAUCCACAUAUUCGAUCCUUGUAUCGGGAGCUGCAACAGACCCGAGAACAUGACAUGGAUCAAGUGAAUGAAAAUAUUGAUAAUGAGAUUCAGCAAGGUGAACGCCAGAGAGCGGAGCUCCACAAAGCCAGCUUGGCAGCUGGUGUGGAAGCAGCCAAUGAAGAUGAACAGCGGGAGGUGGAUAUGGAUCUUCAUCUGUUUGGACAAACUGCCCUCAAUCUCCAGGAUUAUCAUUCUGUAGAGAGUCUUCUGACUGAAAUGGAGACAGCUUGUGCCCAUAUACAGGAAGAGAUCGAUGAUAUGGACCAGGACUCUAAGGGUCUGGUGGCUCAACUCAGUACCACGGUAGGAGAUUUGAGUGACCUUCGCUAUGGGAAGUUUGCAGGUCCUGGUUCUGCUAAGGAUGUGGCAGAGCAAAGUAUCAAUGCUCUGCAGAACCUGGAGGAUACUUGCUAUCAGAAGAGUAUGCCAGGUGCUUGA
Penicillium odoratum is the source of this 594-nucleotide messenger RNA. RefSeq names its product Cnl2/NKP2 family protein. Gene Ontology annotation, biological process: chromosome segregation. The coding region runs from base 1 to 594 and encodes 197 amino acids. Gene Ontology annotation, cellular component: kinetochore; Mis6-Sim4 complex. The transcript has a single exon. NCBI's taxonomy places the organism in Eukaryota, Fungi, Ascomycota, Eurotiomycetes, Eurotiales, Aspergillaceae. The record is from RefSeq and is a predicted model, not a curated record.